Trypanosoma cruzi is the source of this 2703-nucleotide messenger RNA. Its product is annotated as trans-sialidase, putative. The transcript has a single exon. Gene Ontology annotation, molecular function: exo-alpha-sialidase activity. The coding region runs from base 1 to 2703 and encodes 900 amino acids. The record is from RefSeq and is a predicted model, not a curated record. NCBI's taxonomy places the organism in Eukaryota, Euglenozoa, Kinetoplastea, Trypanosomatida, Trypanosomatidae.
AUGCUCUCACGUGUUGCUGCUGUGAAGGCACCCCGCACACACAACCGUCGCCGCGUGACCGGAUCCAGCGGAAGGAGGAGGGAAGGAAGAGAGAGUGAGCGGCGGAUGCCCAACAUGUUGAGGCAUCACUUCUUUUCUUCGGUGCUGCUUCUCAUUGUUGUGAUGAUGUGCUGCAACGCUGGAGGUGCUGCGGAAGCUCCGGAGCAGCCAUCUGAACCAAAAUAUAAAUGGAAGGACAUCAAGGAUGGGGAGGGUGAGGGUGUAACUGUGGAGUCGUUGGGUGUUCCCGGCCUUGUUGGGAUGAAUGGUGAGGUGUUUGCCGUUGCCGAGGCUCAGUGCAAAAAGAGUGAUGCACACACUUUUACCGGUAUUGCUUCCCAUACUAUCACGACACAAACUGCUAAUACACCGGAGGAAGUGCUGAAUGAAGUGAAAGGGACACAAUUUCUGGAGAGAGGUCCUUCCACGAGCCCAAAGAGAAUGGAUGUGAGCCGACCAACAACAGUCGUGGAAGGAAAUAAUAUUUACAUGCUUGUUGGGAAAUACAGCCAGGCAGCUGCUGUUGGUGCUCAGGAUAGCGGUGCCGAGAACUGGGGAUUAUUGCUGGUGCAAGGGAACGUCAGUGACGGAAGUCGCGGCGAGAAAAGAAUCCAAUGGAAAGAUGCCACCGAUAUCCCGCGGGCAUCUUUUGGCGACCAACUCAUAUCCUGGACAGGGCUGAUUGGCGGCGGUGGAUCGGGUGUUAAGAUGGAGGACGGUAAGCUCCUGUUUCCAGUGGAAGGCACGAAGAAGGGGAACAAGGAGGGUGAAGCACCAAACGAUGAAAAAGCCGUUUCGUUGCUCAUAUACACCUCGGAUGCUGCAAAUUGGACGCUGUCGAAGGGGAUGUCUGACGGUGGCUGCAGUGAUCCCUCCGUCGUGGGGUGGAAGGAGGACAAACUAACGAUGAUGACUGCGUGUGCUGAUGGCCGCCACAGGGUGUACGAGAUCGGUGACAAGGGGGAGUCGUGGACGGAGGCACUCGGGACACUCUCGCGCGUGUGGGGCAACAAACAGGGCGUAAGUGGCGUUAGAAGCGGGUUCAUCACAGCGACGAUUCUUGUCGAUGGUGAAGAUGAUAACAGAAAUGUGAUGCUCGUUACUCUGCCGGCGUAUUCCGAGAAGCUUGAGAAGGGAGGCGCUCAAAAGGGUGAACUCCAUCUUUGGCUGACGGACAAUACGCACAUUGUUGAUAUUGGGCCGGUAUCCAGGGAAGGGGACGAUGCCGCCGCCAGCUCCCUGCUGUACAAAAGUGGUAAAAGUGGUGAAGCUAAUAAUAAUGAAGAGUUGAUUGUACUGUACGAGAAGAAGGGCGCUGAGGGCAAACCAUCGCCUGGUGUGGUCUCUGUGCUCCUGACUGAGCAGCUGCAGCGUGUGAAGGAUGUGCUGGCGACGUGGAAUAAAGUGGACCAAAGCGUUUCCCAGCUGUGCCCCCCAAGUGCUGAGAAGGACCGUCCAAAUGAAAAUGACUGCAGCGGUGUUAAGAUCACGGAUGGGCUGGUUGGCUUUUUGUCCGGCAACUUCUCUGGUAACACAUGGAGGGACGAGUACCUCGGGGUGAACGCCACGGUAAAUACUAAUGAAGGGGCUGCGAAGGCAACAUUGCAUGCCGGCGGAGUGACGUUCAAAGGAGCGUGGGCGGAGUGGCCUGUUGGCGAGCAGGGGGAGAAUCAGCUGUACCACUUUGCGAACCACAACUUCACUCUUGUGGCGACGGUGUCCAUCGACAAGGUGCCGACGAGGGAGGGCCCUAUUCCUUUGAUGGGUGUGAAGAUGAGUGACGCAGAGAAUCCAGUACGUCUGGGACUGUCGUACAACAAUAAAAAGAAGUGGCUAUUACUGUGCUAUGGCGGAGAGAACAAGGAGCUCAGCAUCACAUGGCAACCAGGGAAAAAACACCAAUUGGCCAUUGUGCUACAGAACGGCAAACAGGGCUCUGCGUACGUCGAUGGUAAGCGUGUGGGUGGGGAUGAACAAUGCAAAUUGGAAAAUACGGAAUCUAAGGUGAUCUCACACUUUUACAUUGGAGGGGAUGGAGGCAGCGCAGAGAUCCAAGAAGGCGUGUUUGUGACGGUGACGAACGUCCUGCUGUACAACCGCCCGUUGAGUUCCACAGAGAUUGGUGCCCUCAACCCGAAUAAAGCCUCCAUUCCAUCUUUGGUAAAGGAGCCGACUAAACCGUUAACAGUUUCUUCUGCUUCCGUUGUAACUCCCACUCCUCCGGUGGUCGCAACUGCUCAGAUAACCGAAACUCCGUCUACUCCCGCCGGAACACAUCUGACGGAACAGGGGCAGCCGAUGCGGAGCAGUGGUGCGGACAGUGGCGGUGCAUCCGCAUCAGCGGUGUCCACUGUCAGUAUUCCAUCAGCAGAAAAUGACUCCGUAAAGAAGGUGGCGUCAGGAACAUCUUCCGAUGGAACUCAAACUGUGGAUGGCGGUUCUACUGCUGAUGGCGAGCCAAAGAUGGAGAAAAGAGAAGGAGGAACGGAUGCGCAGGAGGAAGAGGUCCAGCCACAGGUCAGGAAAGUAAAUGCUACGGCACACAGCAGCAACCUCGGAAGUUUGUCGCAGGGGAAUAACAGCGAUGCCGGCACUGUGAGUGAGAGCGGACUGCUGCCAUCGCUCCUUCUUCUGUUGGGGCUGUGGGGGUUCGCGGCUCUGUGA